Eublepharis macularius is the source of this 1805-nucleotide messenger RNA. RefSeq names its product nucleoporin 35 (gene NUP35). The record is from RefSeq and is a predicted model, not a curated record. Gene Ontology annotation, biological process: regulation of DNA-templated transcription; nuclear pore organization; NLS-bearing protein import into nucleus. Gene Ontology annotation, cellular component: nuclear membrane; nuclear pore nuclear basket; nuclear pore central transport channel. The coding region runs from base 223 to 1281 and encodes 352 amino acids. Lineage: Eukaryota; Metazoa; Chordata; Lepidosauria; Squamata; Eublepharidae. Gene Ontology annotation, molecular function: phospholipid binding; single-stranded DNA binding; structural constituent of nuclear pore. The transcript is spliced from 9 exons.
CCACCGGGAGAGGACUGGGCCUCUGUGGCAAAAGGGCCCCGCAUGCCAGCCGGGGCGGGGGAACUGGCGCCCGCGCCCUUCGCGCAGAGGUCUCCGCGCAGAGAGCGCAGCAGGCCGGGCCCCAGGGAAGAAGACGCGCCGCCCGGGCGGGGGAGGGGCUUCCCCGCCUCUCUGGCUCGAGGCGGACCAUUCCCGCCCCUCUCUAUGGUCCUCUCGUAGGAAAUGACGUCGUCUCCCGCGCCUCUUCCGCCGCAUUUGAAAGCGGCCGGCUGCAGCGCCCCGAAGGGCAGUCCGCGCGCGGCCGCCUUUGCCAUGGAGCCGCCGCCGCCUCCCUCCGUGGGUGCUGAGCCAAUGACUCUUGGCUCCCCCACAUCUCCGAAGCCCUGCGCCGGUGCGCAAUUCCUCCCGGGAUUUCUGAUGGGCGACUUGCCAGCUCCAGCGACCCCGCAGCCACGCUCUUUAAGUGGCCCUUCAGUUGGGGUAAUGGAAAUGAGAUCUCCACUGCUGGCUGGUGGAUCUCCUCCACAGCCAGUAAUUCCAGCGCACAAAGAUAAAGGGGGUGCUCCACCAGUUAGAAGUAUAUAUGAUGAAGUAGCUAGCCCAGGUCUUGGAUCUACACCCUUAACUUCAAGAAGGCCUGCCAGCUUUUCGGUAACACAGAGUCCAAUGGCUGGAUCCAUGCCAACAACCCCUGGAACAGUUUCAGGUGUGUUCAGUCCAGCAAGCCUUGCCCAACCCAGGAAGACAACGAUGUCCCCAGCUCAACUAGAUCCGUUUUACACCCAAGGAGAUGCCUUAACAUCUGAGGAUCAUCUUGAUGACACUUGGGUAACUGUGUUCGGAUUUCCUCAAGAAUCUGCUUCAUAUAUCCUACUACAGUUUGCACAGUAUGGAAACAUAUUGAAGCACGUGAUGUCCAACACAGGGAACUGGAUGCAUAUUCAUUACCAGUCAAAACUGCAGGCCCGGAAAGCCUUGAGCAAAGAUGGCAGAAUUUUUGGGGAAUCUAUCAUGAUUGGAGUGAAACCGUGCAUCGAUAAAAGUGUGAUGGAGAAUACAGACAGAAGUUCUACGUCGUCUCCUUCAGUCUUCACACCACCCAUGAAAACACGAGGCACCCCCACGCAGCCUUCAAGUGCUCAGAGGAUUUCUACAAUGAGACCUCUUGCUACAGCCUAUAAAGCUUCAACUAGUGACUACCAGGUGGUUUCUGACAGACAGACUCCCAGGAAAGACGAAAGCAUCGUGUCCAAAGCUAUGGAGUACAUGUUUGGCUGGUAGCGAGAGGAAACGACAUGAAACUUUGCUGGCGGAUAUAACAGUACUGCCGGUUAGUUGUAUAACCAACCACAGCAGCAUUUCGGAUGUUCUGCCUUUGAAAAAAAAGAACUUGGCACAUGUGUGUUUUGCACUUUAAACAGCAGCUGGUUAUACACCACUUUAAGCUCUUAAAUCAUAACCAUUCAUGUUUGACAGUCUAACUGUGAUUGCAUGACUCAAGUGCAAAUUGACUUAUGCAUCGCACGAGUCUUGCUUUCAAAACAUUGUAACAUAUUUCAUCGUUUCCCAGGGGCUUGAUUGUCUUUCUCCUUCUGAAAAUGUGGUAUUCUUCGCUGCAACCUGAAGUCAAUAUUGGUUAUUGUGUAAAGAAACUGAUAGGCUUUACCAGUUUUACACCAACUAUUUUAAUCGGAAUGCUUUUCCACGUGUAGAUCAGUGUUCCUAUAAAUUUUGGCCAGGUUGAUCCUAAAUCAUCAGAAGUCCGAAAACUUUUAAAAUCUUUCUUAAUAAAAAUUGUGGUGCUA